Molecule: messenger RNA, 571 nt
Organism: Vigna unguiculata (cowpea)
Lineage: Eukaryota; Viridiplantae; Streptophyta; Magnoliopsida; Fabales; Fabaceae
Product: auxin-induced protein 6B-like
Biological process (GO): response to auxin
Source: RefSeq, a predicted model, not a curated record
ACAUAUCCUUUUAUCUAUAUAUAUUCAUGGCUACAAGCAUUUAGGACUCAAACAAUUCACUUCCUAAAGCAUUCAAAAAUUCAAAAGCUUGUUUUGAAGACUUUUCCCAAACCAUUCUCUUCUCAAGUUUCUAACACAUCAAUACAGAUAUGGGUUUUGGUUUACCUGGUAUCAGAAAGGUAUUAUUUGCAGCCAAUCAAGCAUCUUCAAAAGCAGUGGAUGCACCAAAGGGCUACCUUGCAGUCUAUGUUGGAGAGAAGAUGAAGCGGCUCAUGAUCCCUGUUUCUUACUUGAACGAACCUUCAUUCCAGGACUUGUUGAGUCAAGUUGAGGAAGAGUAUGGAUAUGAGCAUCCCAUGGGUGGCCUCACCAUUCCUUGCAGUGAAGAUGUCUUCCAACAUAUUACUGGUUGCUUAAAUGGACGAUAAAUCUCACACCUUCAGAUGCUAACAUAGACUAGAAUUGACAUUUUUGUAAAUUGGGCAUCUUCUCAGCUUGUAAAGAGCCUUUUUCUCAAGAUAGGGAAAUAUAUAAAUUUUUUAUGCUUAUCGAAUUUAUUGUUGAAGCAUCU